This is a messenger RNA of Teleopsis dalmanni, 1535 nucleotides long. RefSeq lists its product as uncharacterized. NCBI's taxonomy places the organism in Eukaryota, Metazoa, Arthropoda, Insecta, Diptera, Diopsidae. The coding region runs from base 137 to 1252 and encodes 371 amino acids. The transcript is spliced from 5 exons. The record is from RefSeq and is a predicted model, not a curated record.
AUCAUUUGUGUCGUGAUUUUUAUUGCAAAUAGUGCUGCUGCUGAUUCAUAAUACGAUAACUGUGAACGUAAACGAUCUCUUCUUAUAUUAAAAUAAUUGAUAUAUUUAAAAUUAAUUAAUUGUAAAUAAUAAUAUUAUGGCUGAUAAACCAACAGUUUUAAUAUUAGGAGGGUGCGGAUUUAUUGGACGUAAUUUAGUUACUUAUCUUGUUGAAAAUGACCUUACGCAGGAAAUACGAAUUGUAGAUAAAACGCCUCCACAAAUGGCUUGGCUGAAUAAACGGCACACAGCCGCAAUCGGGAAUGAAAAAGUGGAAUAUUGCAGUGCAAAUCUAAUAAAUGCCGCUUCGUGUAAAACUGUUUUUAUGCCGCACACAACCACGGCGCGUACGUGGGAUAUUGUAAUUAAUUGUGCGGCCGAGACACGCCCAAACCAGACUGAUGCAGUUUAUAAGGAGGGCAUACUUAAGCUCAGCAUGAACUGUGCACAUGAGGCAGUGAAUAUAAAAGUGAAACGUUUUGUUGAGUUGAGUUCCGGUUGUGUGAAUAGUUCGGAGAAGACACCAUUAAAGGAGGACUGCAAAUUGGACCCUUGGACUAGCGUGGCAAAACAAAAAUUGAAAGUCGAAAAAGAAUUGCACACACUCGAUGAUCUCUCCUAUACAGUGGUACGUUUGCCUAUAGUAUAUGGACUUGGUGAUAAGCGAUAUCUAAUGCCACGCAUAAUUAUUGCUGCUAUCUACAAAUACUUAAACGAAACAAUGAAACUGCUCUGGAAUGAUGCUAUGCGUUUCAAUACGGUACAUGUGGAUGAUGUAUGUGCUGCUAUAUGGGCUUUAGCACAGAGCUCACAAGCUGCCGGAGAAACGUAUAAUAUAGUAGAUGACUCCGCUUCGACACAGGGUACCAUAUCAGAUUUAUUCGCUGAUAUUUUUGCAAUAAACAUAGACUACUUUGGCAUUGUAAUGUCCAACUUAACAAAGUUAAGUUUAACUGAUACUGUAAGCGAAAUAAACGAUAAGCAUAUGGCUCCUUGGGCUGAAAUAUGUCAAAAGAAUGAAAUCAAUAAUACACCACUCACGCCAUAUAUGGAUGAGGAGCAGCUGUACCAUAAGCACUUGCAUUUGGACAAUACAAAAUUAAAAGAUUUUGGUUAUAAACUUAUGGUGCCAACGAUUAAUGCGGAGCGUGUAAUGGAAAUCAUAAAUGAUUACGUUGACCAAAAUUUAUUCCCGAAAUCAUUGACUUUAUGAAUUGUGAUUUGAUAUUUGCAGAAUUUAGAGUUUUUCUAUUUUCAUAUAAACUAUUAGUGAUGUUUAUAUACUUAUUUUAGGAAAGUUUUUAUGAAAAAGUAUAGCUAACGUACUUUAAACCUCAUUAGAUAUUGUUGGUAUAGAAGAGCAAUUAUUUGAAAAUUUAUUAUUAUGACUAAAGUGUACUUAUAGUAUUAAUGUUCAAAUUUUAUUUUAAUUUUUUAUUAUAUUUCAAAAGUGCUAAAUACGUUUAUAUUGUACUGCUACGAUUGAUAUUCCAUUU